UGGGGCAGCGGCAAUCCCGGCGGAGGGGGAGCUGGAGCCGCCGCGGUGACGGUCGUCCUGAGCGGGACCCGGGACUGCUUCCUGCACUUGCCUGCCGUGCUGGCCUCUCACCUCCGCCUGCAGCAGGUAGGAGGUGAAGUGGUAAAUCCAUGCAGAAUCAUAAUUCCUGGUGUACAUAAAUCUUUCACUAUACGUUCCUGUAUAGAAAGGGACUGCUGCCACGCAAAGUCCUGCUAAGUACAUGGAUCAGUCGCAGCAGCGCACCUUAGGCCUUAAAUAACGCAUUACACAUGACAAGAAGAGCAGAACCUGCGUGUGGCCCUUGCGCCCUGGACACAAGAAUUAAGGAUCUGCUAGCAGAAUAGACAGCUCGGAGGAAAGAUGGCACGAAUGAGCGGGUGAAGAGGAGGAGAGGGGAGCGAAGCUCAGGAGCGGGGAUGGCGGCCGCGGUCCUGGCAAAGCCCCUCUCAGCCCGGCUGCCCUCACCCAGCCUGUACAACCUGCCAUGCUGCUUUCCCACGGCCAAAAAGGAUAUUUCACAAAAGCAAAGCCAUCUAGACUUGGCCAAGCUGUGAAAGUAUCCUGUGGUCAGCAGCCUAUAUUUUUGAGCUGGAUGGAAAUCAGGCAUCGAGGUCACCAAAGUGAAAAUAUUGCAGAGAUUAACAGACAGUUAGCAGAGAAACUUGGCAUUACAGAUGGAGAACAGGUAUUUCUUGAACCCUGUUCCCAUGUCUCCUCCUGUCAGCAAGUAGAAGUGGAACCGCUCUCAACAGAUGAUUGGGAAAUUCUGGAACUGCACGCUUCCUCUCUUGAAAAACAUCUUCUUGACCAGAUUCGAAUAGUAUUUCCAAAAGCCGUCUUUCCUGUAUGGGUUGAACAGCACACUCAUGUUUACAUCAAAAUCGGUACACUUAUGCCAGAAGCCCCCUAUGGGAGACUAGAGCCGUCCACGGAGCUUCUGAUACUUCCCAAAACACGCGAACUUGAGGAAAAUAUCACCAGCACGCCUUCCACAGAAAGUGACAUCUUGCUCAAAAGUUUUGUGAAAAAUAACAUAGAGCAAGAAGAAACAAUGAAGGACCCUUUUGCCAAACAACCUUACUUAAAGCCAGGAGUCCUUGAGCAGAGCAAGGCUGAUGCAAACAUGACGUUUGGCUCAAAUGUUCUCCCAAAUAUAUGGAAUUUCAUAGGGAACAUUUUCUCUCAUACAUCUGAGCAGAAACAAAAGACUUUGUGUGAUAAAGAUGAAACGAGCACCUUCAAAGACAAGCUGCUGAACUUAAUUCACAUGGACUCAAUUUUCAGAGUGUGUCAGUCCCAGCCUCCCAGCGUACAGAAUGCAUCCGCCACUCGUGCGUUUCUGCAGUGCAAUGCUGUUCAUGUUUUCCCGUGGAAUUUAGAAUUUAUUGAUUUGGAUCCAAAUCCUGUAGUAUCUUAUGGGAAAAUUAAUGAGCUGCUUUCCCCAAGACAGCGUCAUCAAGAAGCAAAGCAAAAUCUGUCAUUUGAAAAGCAAAAGCAUUUGAGUAGUACACAAGACAAAAAUCAUGGUAAUAGCAGUCAAGCAUCCAGUGAGGGAUCUGUUGUUCAAAUUGUUUGGAACGGAUUUGAAGACCUAAAGAGUCUCAUAGAGUAUGGCCACAGUGGGGAAGCCCUGCAUGUUGGAAGAGUUUGGAUUCCAGAUGGUCUGAGAAAAAAACUACAUAUCGAAAUACAUUCGACAGUCCGAAUUAAGUCAGUUGAAUCUGUUCCUAAAAUUCCUGUAUCUCUUAGACUGCAACCCAAACAGAACUUACAUAAAGAUAUACAUGAAGAUGAUGUUAUAUCUGCUUUCAGUUCUUGGCUGCAGGAUUCUGCUACUGACGAUCUCCCAUGGGUAAUGACAAGCACAGACUGUAUACAUCUGUCUGUUAAAGAAGGAAUGGAGGAGUUUUUCCUUAGUGUAGUGCAUCCUAUGCACAUUGAAGAAAAUAAGUCUGAGAAUAUUUUUAUACUGAGUCCCAGUUUGCUGCAAAAGACUAAUAUACAAGUUCUUUUACAGCCUCUAACUAGAAAAGCUGAUGGUGACAGCCAGCCACCUAUGUGUGAUACAGACAGGAACCUUCCUUACCACAAACUAAAUGAUUUAGGAGGAGUGGACAAAUUAGGAACAUCUUCCUUUGAACACAUAAGCCACAGUCUUCUGGGGCGUCCUUUAUCUCAAAAGCUGGCUACUAUUGCUGUGGGACUGCGAAGUGGAGGGGUGCUUCUCACAGGAGGAAAGGGAAGUGGAAAGUCAACAUUAGCAAAGGCCAUCUGCAAAGAAGGAUUCGAUAGACUGGAUGCUCAUGUAGAAGUAAUUGAUUGUAAAGCUUUAAGAGGAAAAAGAUUAGUAAACAUAAGGAAAAAUGUGGAAGAAGCUUUUUUAGAGGCAGCAUGGAGACAACCAUCCAUUCUUUUGAUGGACGAUCUUGAUCACAUUGUUGGAGUACCUUCUACACCAGAACAUGAGAACAGCCCUGAAACCGUUCAAAGCGAUAGACUUGUUUAUGUUUUGAAAGAUCUGAUAAAAGAAGUUAUUUCCAUGGGGAGUUUGAUUGCAUUAAUUGCCACAAGUCAGUCUGAACAUUCCCUACAUCCUUCCCUGGUUUCAGCUCAAGGAACUCACAUAUUUCAGUGCUUCAAAUGUAUCCGAUCUCCAGAUCAGAAGCAAAGAUGUGAAAUGCUGUAUUCCAUAAUAAAAAUGAAACUGAAUUCUGAUAUAAAGAAGUUCUCUGAUCUUGACCUCCAAUAUAUUGCAAAGGAAACGGAAGGUUUUGUUGCCAGAGAUUUUACUAUGCUGGUUGAUCGUGCCAUUCAUGCCUGUGUUUCCAACCAGAAUGCAUUUCAAAAUAGCGCAGAGUUGGAUCUGUCAACCAUGGAUUUUCAGAGAGCUCUAAAAGAUUUUACUCCAUUAGCUCUGAGAAGUGUCAGCCUUCAUAAACCUAAGGAUAUCGGCUGGGACAGGAUUGGUGGCCUAAAAGAUGUGAAGCAAAUACUCAUGGACACCAUCAUGUUACCUGCAAAGUAUCCAGAAUUAUUUGCAAACCUGCCCAUACGACAGAGAUCAGGAAUCUUGCUGUAUGGAGCACCUGGAACAGGAAAAACACUGUUAGCUGGAGUAGUUGCUCGAGAGAGUGGAAUGAAUUUCAUCAGCAUCAAGGGACCAGAGCUGCUCAGCAAAUACAUUGGAGCAAGUGAGCAAGCAGUUCGGGAUAUCUUUAACAGAGCUCAGGCAGCUAAGCCUUGUAUUGUUUUCUUCGAUGAGUUUGAUUCUAUUGCUCCUCGCCGAGGUCAUGAUAACACAGGAGUCACCGACCGAGUGGUUAACCAACUGUUGACUCAGUUAGAUGGUGUGGAAGGAUUACAAGGGGUUUAUGUGCUAGCUGCUACUAGUCGCCCAGAUUUGAUUGACCCUGCUUUGUUAAGGCCAGGUCGACUGGAUAAGUGCCUGUACUGUCCACCUCCUGAUCAGAAUUCACGCUAUGAAAUCUUAAAAGCUCUCAGUCAUUCUCUGUCCUUGGCAAACGAUGUGGACUUUCAGGAUUUGGCAGCAAAAACAGAACAGUUCACAGGGGCUGACCUAAAAGCUUUAUUGUACAAUGCCCAGUUAGAGGCAAUCCAUACUAAUUUAGCUUCAGGUUUAACACAGGAUUUUGGUUCUAGUUCUGAUAGUGACUUCAGUCUCUCUUCCAUGGUUUUUCUAAACCACAGCAGUGGCUCAGAUGAUUCAGCAACAGAUGGAGAAGCCGGGCUAGAGCAAUCUCUUAUUUCUUUAGACAUGUCUGACUUGCUCCCUGAAGAUCCAAGGUCCAACAUGUAUCGUCUUUAUUUUGGAAGCUCUUAUGAAUCAGAGCUGGGAAAUGGAACUCCUUCAGAACUGACUGUAUCUUGUGGUCCACGGUGGGGAAGAAGAUGGAAGGAUGUGAUCUCACAAAAUACAAGCUCUUUGUGUUUGUCUGGACCAAACUCCAUAACUCAUGAUUUUACCAGCGUGACUCAGAGAGACACAGCAUCAUCACAACCUUCAAUGCUUAGAGCAGCUUCUCAAGAAGACUCCCUGGAAAAUAACCAGGAGCAGCAAGUGGAGCACCUGAGGACAGAAAUCAAUGCCAUCAAAGCCAAUUACAGAAGCAAGAAUGGAGAGGACAGCACCCUUAAUCAGUCAGUGCUUGCCAAGAACACUUUAAUUAUUACCCAGUCCCAUCUGAUGACUGCACUUGAGGGUAUAAGACCAUCCAUCAGCCAAGAUGACUGGAAGAAUUUUGCUGAACUGUAUGAUACUUUUCAGAAUCCCAAGAAGAGGAAAGGACAAGUUGGCUCAACAUUCAGACCAGGACAAAAAAUUACUCUAGCUUAGUAACUUGUAUUUGCUUGUAAUUGUUAAUCUGUAACUGGAAAUGACAAAUAUGAUUUAAUCAGAUUAUUUAUAUUCAUAUGGAUUUAUUAAUGCAGCAGUUGAAGAUAAGUUUCUCUUAAAUUUACAUGCUGUAAAAUUAUGUCACAUUUUAUUUUGAAGAAAACUGUCUUCCUGCAGAUUGAUAUUAAAUUUUUGAGAGAACAUUGGUUACAUUCUGUCCAGUUGUUUAUCACAUAAAGUUUUAAAUUUUGCUUUUUAUCAAUAUAGUUGCCAAAACUUAACAAUGAUUUCCUAUCCCUGUUUCUUUCUUCACAACAAAUAGAUUCUGUUCAAAUAAACAGGCAUACCUAAUGCUGGAAAUGUUUUUUUAAAAAUUCUAUAAAGCCAUUCUCUGAUGGCCUUUGGAGAGGUGUUAGGGAAGGGUGGUACUAAAUCUAAUACUUCUAGAAUAGCUAUAUAAAAAAAAAAAAAUUAAGACAAACCAGGAUAAUUGUAUCUUGUUUUCUGCCACUGCUUAUUACUCCCGAGAAUAGCAAGUUGCAUUUCACCACAACUGUAUCUUCUUAUCCCCAUCUUUUCUUCUCGGAGACUGUUCAAAAACAUCUCUGAUGUUUGGAAGCUUUCUGAUGUUACAUCCUGAAAUUAUUCACAACUACUGUCUUAGGUGAAGAUUGUUAAAGAGUUGUCUUCCUCGGCUGGUACAUAGAUAAGCAGGUCUUGACAGAAGGUGAAAGAAGGAAGGGGCAGGAGAGGAAGAAAACUAGAGAUGUUUCCCAUGAGUCUACACCACCCUUUCACAACAUUUUGCCAACAGUGUGGGGGGGGUUGCUUGGUUGUUUUUUCACUAGUCUUCCUUCCCUACUAUUUCCCUUCCUGAGGUAAUUAGAAUUUUUUUUUUUAAUAUGGUCUUUCAUAGCCGUUAUGUGCCUUUUCACACCAGUAUUGCUUUGGGCCUUUGGGCAUUAUUACCCUUUCUGUGAUCAGAUAGCAUGUCCAGGCUUCCUCUGAUCACUUCUUCAGGUACGAGUACUAGCAGCCUUCCUACAUGUUUGUUUAUAUGGUCCCACUACAUGUUCCAAUUUGUUACUUCAUUCAUUGAAAUGUAUCAUGCUAUGUCAGUAAUUAGAAGAAUAUUAACCGUAUGAUUAUAUUGUUAACUGCUGUCUGUUUGUAGUUCCUACUCCCGGUGCUGGCAAAUAACCCAAAGAAUGUAUAAUUUGUAUGUUUAUUCUUGCAGCCUGGUACAGGUGAAGCCUGUAUACACUACAAGCCUUGCUAGACUACAAGUCUUUGCUCGUAGUAGUUAAUACCCUGGAUUUUCUCAUUUCUGCUGAGCUAUUGCUUUUUACUCAUGCUUAACUCUUGCUUCAGUAGCUUUUGAAACUGAAAAUCCCUGUUGCAUUACUGUAAAGGUCUACUGUUAUCAAUACCACUAUGACAUUAACGUUACACUUAUUUUUUGAAAGUGUAUUUACGUGUGUUUAGCAUCAGAGCCAUGUCCUAGAUGACCUCUGGCCUUGAGUUCAUAUUUCUUACAUAAUAGUGGCAUUUGUUUCCUUGUUCACCUUGUUUUAAAGGGCUGUAGAGGUGAAUAUGAAUAGGGGUGGAAUAGAUAAGCAAUUUGCUGCAAAGGAGCAAGUCAUUCCCUGUCACAUGCUCCAUGUAACUCACAUUUACACUGGUAAAUAUAAAGCACUUUGAAGUAACUUAGCUUUUACUGGAAGAGGAGCAAAAACCAUCGAUAUUGUUAUUGAAGUGCUGCAGUGGCCGACAAGCCAUAACUCUGUUUAUGUGUCAAAACUCAAAAUUUUAUAUUUCUCUUUUUUUUUAAUUUCCUUUUCCAGGUCCAGUAGUUCAUUUUUGGCAUUUCUGGCCUUCAGGAUGUAAUUUAUUUGUUUAUGAGUUUCUUGUAAUCUUUUUUCUAAUGAUUAUUCAUCCAGUGCCGUUCUGAGCUCAUCCAAAAUAUUUUUUUCUCUUCCAUGAGCUUCAAAUUCCAAACAGUUUUCAUCUCUAACCUAAGGAAAUGUUAUAUUAUCUUCUAUUCAAAUACUGGCAUUUGAAACUUCAGCCCAGUUAACUUCAUUGAUUAGUUCCUGUAGUUUCUCCGGUAGCUCUAGGAGCUUUUCACUUACUCUUCUACCUACCGACUUACGAUUAUUCAGUCAAAGGUUCUGUUGUACAACUAGCACUGCUAUAAGAAGAUGGUCUUCUAGCUUUUUCCUUGCCAUAACUGUUUGAAGUACAUAUUGCAGUUUAUUACAGCUUUUCUGUUUCAUAAAGAAAUUUUCAACUAUUACAAAAAUAUCCAGAUUAGCCCAAAUUAGUAGUAGCAUGUCUUCUUUAGCUUAUGUCUAGAUAAUGGAUCUACCAGAUUCAUUAAAAAGGGAAAUGAUUUAACCUUCCUAUUAACGAUAAUCUCAAAUGAUGGACUGAUUCUUAAAUCUGAAAGGACCAGUCAGAGGACUAUCAUGAUUAUAAUAAAGACAGUACAGUAAUCUGUAGAAUUACCUUCACAUUUGGAAUCAUUUAUUUAGAAUACUAUAUUUCAAUGCCGAGUACUAUAUUGUAAAGUUAAAAAGGAAAGCAUGUUUGCAUUAGGCUGUAUGUCGAGGUCCUAUCAGUCCUCAACCAAAAUGAGGUACUACACUGCCAUGGAAAACAUUCUUAAAACCCAGGAAGCCUACGUUCCAAAUCUGCUUUCCAAAUCUGUGCUCUUCCUUUCUACAUGUAAGGGAUUUCACCAGUGUGCUGAACUAACUGCUGUGUGCGCGUGUAUGUACACGUACACACGCACAACCCUAUAUGGAUAACCUUGACUAUUGCCGUGGGUAGUAUCAUUUGAUCCAAGAAAGUAGGUCACUAUUAAUAACUAGUUGCUGUUAGGUGAUCUUCGGUUAUAUUAACAUCUCAACAGAUAGCAAAGUAUCUAAAUGAAGCCUAGAAGAUCUGUUAUCCAGGCACAUAAGUCCAGUGUACAGGGAGCAUAAAGCCUGUAGCUAAUGGGAGGAUAAUCCCUUCUAUACAAGCGUUGUGCAAGAAACGUCAGCUAGCCUGCAGAGGCUCUUUCACGAGGCCUGGCUUUAAGAAGUAUGCCAAGAGUGAAAAGGGACCAGUAACAAAGUUUUCCAGUCUCCUCCAUCGAGUCAAGAACUAAGUAAACUCUGUGUGAGCCAGAAACCCAAACCCAUACAAAUUCUGUGCCUCCCUAUCAGCUCAUCUGCCAUCCCUGCCUCCCUUCAGUGAUGCCGAUGUCAGGUUUUCUGGGUACGUAUCACAGGCUGUGUAAAAGGUUGAUAACCUGGGGUAGCUGUUUCCUUUCACUCCUGUUGUCACCAACAUUGUCAGCUGUCACUGACCUUUUCUCAAUUGCCAACCAGUCUUUCCUCGUAGUCGAGGGACUUCUGAAGAAACAAGUGUUAAAUAUAGAUGUAAACACUUACCUUGUUUCUAACAAGCAAGGGAUUAUUGCACUUUGCUAAAGGGAACUCCGUUUCCACUGCUGUCCCAUAAUUUUCCUUUAAAAUAAUGUUUAGGCAGCUUUUACUCUAAGAGCGAUUUAUGUGCAAAGCUGUCUUCUUACAGCUAUGACGCUGAUAAAUUUUCAAAUACUGCCUUGGAAAAAUGUACCUGUUUUGAAGUGAUACACAAUUCUGGAUUGAGUCUGCUGGUGACUGGAAAAAGUUUCUGAAAAAAAAAAUGAGAUGAUGGUUAAUUCUGCUAAAUGCUGGUUUAUUCAGUGCAGUCAACUCUACUGAAAGGCUCAUAUGUCUGAAUGUUGAGGGAAUUUGGUAAUUCCUAAUAAUCAAAAUCUGCCUGAUUUGCUUUUCCAAGAACUGGGGACAUUGAAUACCAGGCAGCGUGUUAGGUCCUUUUACUGUUAACACUAUUCUGCCGUAAAUCACUGUUGUUUGUUUGGGAAACAGAUUUUCUGUUGUACAGUAGAAAUGUCACAAGGUAUUUAUAGUAUAGCUUCUGCUUCUUAAGGAAUCAAACUUUGUUCCAUUUCCAAAGAGAAAAAAUGCAAAGGAUUUCCUAACCCAUUAGGAAUGAAAUUAAAAGAUAAGCAAUGUCUGCUGAGGCUUAGAUGACAUUAGCCUUAUGUUUCGUAACAGAUGUCACCAGCUAGAACUCUGCUUGACAAGAUACAGCCUGGUUAAAACACAUAAAUUUUAUGAUUUACAUUAGGUUUGAAAAGUACUUUGGCUUUUAGUUCACCCAAACAAGUCUAAAUUUUGUGUGGACCAAUCUACAUUUAAUGGCAUACAGGGAGUUUCUCCCUCCUCCUCUUCUGGCAUCGAGGAAGCAAAGUAAAUUUUUCCAGCCCAAAAGCAAACAAGUCUUUUAAAAUACUGUUUCAAAAUAAAAACAUUGUAUGAAUUUAUUUUUUUCCACAAGAUAUUUCACUCAA
Messenger RNA from Grus americana (Whooping crane), 8783 nucleotides. RefSeq names its product peroxisomal biogenesis factor 1 (gene PEX1). Bases 506 to 4375 code for a protein of 1289 amino acids. Gene Ontology annotation, biological process: protein import into peroxisome matrix. Gene Ontology annotation, cellular component: peroxisomal membrane; cytosol; peroxisome. The record is from RefSeq and is a predicted model, not a curated record. The transcript is spliced from 26 exons. Gene Ontology annotation, molecular function: ATP binding; ATP hydrolysis activity. Lineage: Eukaryota; Metazoa; Chordata; Aves; Gruiformes; Gruidae.